AUGUAUGCCAAGUUUGAAUAUGAUCUGCGAAUGUCACGGCUUGACGAACCCAAGAUCCAGAAGGCUGCCAUUGCUGUGGUACUUCGCAGCAUGGAAGGAGGAGACAAGAUUAACUUCCCAAAUAUGGACGCAGUAGACAGGCAUAUGCUGGCAAGGAACAACAUCCCUCUGGAGAUCGACCAGUUGAAAGAGCUGUUACAGGUUAACUUCUCAAGACUAGGAAUGAACAUCGACUUCCUAGAACUCAAAAGGGUAAGUGACUCGUCAAGGCACGCGGAGGGAUAUCCGUACGAGGCAACCUCGGGAGCGGGCACGCAGACGCCGGCGGCCAGCUGCAGGAGAAGUCGUGUGCCCAGCGAACUGAUCCACGCGACGAAGUACAGAUCUGCGACCUCGUCAGGUCCACGACCGCUUCCCCUGCGCUGCUCUGUACUCCCUCCACCCAGCCUUCUGCCCGACCUCAAGCCGCCCUACUGGACCGCAGCACUGCCUCCACCCAGCCUUUUGCCCGACCUCAAGCCGCCCUACUGGACCGCAGCACUCCCUCCACCCAGCCUUUUGCCCGACCUCAAGCCACCCUACUGGACCGCAGCACUCCCUCCAUCCAGCCUUUUGCCCGACCUCAAGCCACCCUACUGGACCGCAGCACUCCCUCCAUCCAGCCUUUUGCCCGACCUCAAGCCACCCUACUGGACCGCAGCACUCCCUCCACCCAGCCUUUUGCCCGACCACAAGCCACCCUACUGGACCGCAGCACUCCCUCCACCCAGCCUUUUGCCCGACCUCAAGCCACCCUACUGGACCGCAGCACUCCCUCCACCCAGCCUUUUGCCCGACCUCAAGCCACCAUACUGGACCGCAGCACUCCCUCCACCCAGCCUUUUGCCCGACCUCAAGCCACCCUACUGGACCGCAGCACUCCCUCCAUCCAGCCUUUUGCCCGACCUCAAGCCACCCUACUGCACCGCAGCACUCCCUCCAUCCAGCCUUUUGCCCGACCUCAAGCCACCCUACUGGACCGCAGCACUCCCUCCAUCCAGCCUUUUGCCCGACCUCAAGCCACUCUACUGGACCGCAGCAGUCCCUCCACCCAGCCUUUUGCCCGACCUCAAGCCACCCUACUGGACCGCAGCACUCCCUCCACCCAGCCUUUUGCCCGACCUCAAGCCACCCUACUGGACCGCAGCACUCCCUCCACCCAGCCUUUUGCCCGACCUCAAGCCACUCUACUGGACCGCAGCAGUCCCUCCACCCAGCCUUUUGCCCGACCUCAAGCCACUCUACUGGACCGCAGCAGUCCCUCCACCCAGCCUUUUGCCCGACCUCAAGCCACUCUACUGGACCGCAGCAGUCCCUCCACCCAGCCUUUUGCCCGACCUCAAGCCACCCUACUGGACCGCAGCACUCCCUCCAUCCAGCCUUUUGCCCGACCUCAAGCCACCCUACUGGACCGCAGCACUCCCUCCACCCAGCCUUUUGCCCGACCUCAAGCCACCCUACAGGACCGCAGCACUCCCUCCAUCCAGCCUUUUGCCCGACCUCAAGCCACCCUAUUGGACCGCAGCACUCCCUCCACCCAGCCUUUUGCCCGACCUCAAGCCACCCUACUGGACCGCAGCACUCCCUCCAUCCAGCCUUUUGCCCGACCUCAAGCCACCCUACUGGACCGCAGCACUCCCUCCAUCCAGCCUUUUGCCCGACCUCAAGCCACCCUACUGGACCGCAGCACUCCCUCCAUCCAGCCUUUUGCCCGACCUCAAGCCACCCUACUGGACCGCAGCACUCCCUCCAUCCAGCCUUUUGCCCGACCUCAAGCCACCCUACUGGACCGCAGCACUCCCUCCACCCAGCCUUUUGCACGACCUCAAGCCACCCUACUGGACCGCAGCACUCCCUCCACCCAGCCUUUUGCCCGACCUCAAGCCACCCUACUGGACCGCAGCACUCCCUCCACCCAGCCUUUUGCCCGACCUCAAGCCACCCUACUGGACCGCAGCACUCCCUCCACCCAGCCUUCUGCCCGACCUCAAGCCACCCUACUGGACCGCAGCACUCCCUCCACCCAGCCUUCUGCCCGACCUCAAGCCACCCUACUGGACCGCAGCACUCCCUCCACCCAGCCUUCUGCCCGACCUCAAGCCACCCUACUGGACCGCAGCACUCCCACCACCCAGCCUUCUGCCCGACCUCAAGCCACCCUACUGGACUGCAGCACUCCCUCCACCCAGCCUUUUGCCCGACCUCAAGCCACCCUACUGGACCGCAGCACUCCCUCCAUCCAGCCUUUUGCCCGACCUCAAGCCACCCUACUGGACCGCAGCACUCCCUCCACCCAGCCUUCUGCCCGACCUCAAGCCACCCUACUGGACCGCAGCACUCCCUCCACCCAGCCUUCUGCCCGACCUCAAGCCACCCUACAGGACCGCAGCACUCCCUCCACCCAGCCUUCUGCCCUACCUCAAGCCACCCUACUGGACCGCAGCACUCCCUCCAUCCAGCCUUUUGCCCGACCUCAAGCCACCCUACUGGACCGCAGCACUCCCUCCACCCAGCCUUUUGCCCGACCUCAAGCCACCCUACUGGACCGCAGCACUCCCUCCACCCAGCCUUUUGCCCGACCUCAAGCCACCCUACUGGACCGCAGCACUCCCUCCACCCAGCCUUCUGCCCGACCUCAAGCCACCCUACUGGACCGCAGCACUCCCUCCACCCAGCCUUUUGCCCGACCUCAAGCCACCCUACUGGACCGCAGCACUCCCUCCACCCAGCCUUUUGCCCGACCUCAAGCCACCCUACUGGACCGCAGCACUCCCUCCACCCAGCCUUCUGCCCGACCUCAAGCCACCCUACUGGACCGCAGCACUCCCUCCACCCAGCCUUUUGCCCGACCUCAAGCCACCCUACUGGACCGCAGCACUCCCUCCACCCAGCCUUCUGCCCGACCUCAAGCCACCCUACUGGACCGCAGCACUCCCUCCACCCAGCCUUCUGCCUGACCUCAAGCCACCCUACUGGACCGCAGCACUCCCACCACCCAGCCUUCUGCCCGACCUCAAGCCACCCUACUGGACCGCAGCACUCCCUCCACCCAGCCUUUUGCCCGACCUCAAGCCACCCUACUGGACCGCAGCACUCCCUCCACCCAGCCUUUUGCCUGACCUCAAGCCACCCUACUGGACCGCAGCACUCCCUCCACCCAGCCUUCUGCCCUACCUCAAGCCACCCUACUGGACCGCAGCACUCCCUCCACCCAGCCUUUUGCCCGACCUCAAGCCACCCUACUGGACCGCAGCACUCCCUCCACCCAGCCUUCUGCCCGACCUCAAGCCACCCUACUGGACCGCAGCACUCCCUCCACCCAGCCUUCUGCCCGACCUCAAGCCACCCUACUGGACCGCAGCACUCCCUCCACCCAGCCUUUUGCCCGACCUCAAGCCACCCUACUGGACCGCAGCACUCCCUCCACCCAGCCUUUUGCCCGACCUCAAGCCACCCUACUGGACCGCAGCACUCCCUCCACCCAGCCUUUUGCCCGACCUCAAGCCACCCUACUGGACCGCAGCACUCCCUCCACACAGCCUUCUGCCCGACCUCAAGCCACCCUACUGGACCGCAGCACUCCCUCCACCCAGCCUUUUGCCCGACCUCAAGCCACCCUACUGGACCGCAGCACUCCCUCCACCCAGCCUUCUGCCCGACCUCAAGCCACCCUACUGGACCGCAGCACUCCCUCCACCCAGCCUUUUGCCCGACCUCAAGCCACCCUACUGGACCGCAACACCGGCCGGCACUGCGAGGCCCCCGACAGACACCGGCCGGCACUGCGAGGCCCCCCGACAGACACCGGCCGGCACUGCGAGGCCCCCCGACAGACACCGGCCGGCACUGCGAGGCCCCCCGACAGACACCGGCCGGCACUGCGAGGCCCCCCGACAGACACCGGCCGGCACUGCGAGGCCCCCCGACAGACACCGGCCGGCACUGCGAGGCCCCCCGACAGACACCGGCCGGCACUGCGAGGCCCCCCGACAGACACCGGCCGGCACUGCGAGGCCCCCGACAGACACCGGCCGGCACUGCGAGGCCCCCCGACAGACACCGGCCGGCACUGCGAGGCCCCCCGACAGACACCGGCCGGCACUGCGAGGCCCCCCGACAGACACCGGCCGGCACUGCGAGGCCCCCCGACAGACACCGGCCGGCACUGCGAGGCCCCCCGACAGACACCGGCCGGCACUGCGAGGCCCCCCGACAGACACCGGCCGGCACUGCGAGGCCCCCCGACAGACACCGGCCGGCACUGCGAGGCCCCCCGACAGACACCGGCCGGCACUGCGAGGCCCCCCGACAGACACCGGCCGGCACUGCGAGGCCCCCCGACAGACACCGGCCGGCACUGCGAGGCCCCCCGACAGACACCGGCCGGCACUGCGAGGCCCCCCGACAGACACCGGCCGGCACUGCGAGGCCCCCCGACAGACACCGGCCGGCACUGCGAGGGCCCCCGACAGACACCGGCCGGCACUGCGAGGCCCCCGACAGACACCGGCCGGCACUGCGAGGCCCCCCGACAGACACCGGCCGGCACUGCGAGGCCCCCCGACAGACACCGGCCGGCACUGCGAGGCCCCCCGACAGACACCGGCCGGCACUGCGAGGCCCCCGACAGACACCGGCCGGCACUGCGAGGCCCCCGACAGACACCGGCCGGCACUGCGAGGCCCCCGACAGACACCGGCCGGCACUGCGAGGCCCCCGACAGACACCGGCCGGCACUGCGAGGCCCCCGACAAACACAUGACGGCACUGCGAGGCCCCCGACAGACACCGGCCGGCGCUGCGCGGCCCCCGACAGACACCAGCCGGCACUGCGAGGCCCCCGACAGCGACCCGCCCGAGCGCCGUUACGCUUCGCAGUUCCCAGCCUCGGGCAAACACCGCUGCAAUUACAGAAACGUGCGCGCCGAGAUGGCAAGUAAAAACCGCUGCUGGGACGGCGGGGGCGGGGGUAACGUGGAAUUAUAA
Molecule: messenger RNA, 5025 nt
Organism: Bacillus rossius redtenbacheri
Lineage: Eukaryota; Metazoa; Arthropoda; Insecta; Phasmatodea; Bacillidae
Product: proline-rich protein 36-like
Exons: 4
Coding region: 1-5025 (1674 amino acids)
Source: RefSeq, a predicted model, not a curated record